UCGCCCCUUUGCAUAUAAAAGUGUGCGGAGCUCGUUCCCCUCCCUCAUAUCUCACUCCCUUUCACUGUAAUUCGCUUUAACGGCGUCCUGUUCUCACUUUUGAGGAGGCUUUUCUGUCUGUUCUGCAUCGCCUCAACUUUUAGCUUAGCAUCAUUUUUUUCUAUUUUUCUUCCCGCCACUGCAGCAGCGGUUAGCCGUUACCGCUUCUCUCCUCAGAAUCAGCUCGGCGAACAGCAGUGGCUCGGAACUGUCCAUUGUGUCCUUGUUUUAACAUUUGUUGGAUCUACUAAGGAUCUUAGGUAGGAUUUUUCGGCAUCAGACUUGUGUUUGUUCUUGGAUUUACGCGUUUUGUCAAAGUAAGGAGCCGGGGAGAGCAUCUUCAGCUGUGUUAUUGAAGGUUUUACUGUGAGGGAGUUGAUCUUUUCACGCUGCAGCCAUGGAUGAGAUGGACCUGCCCCAGAUGAAGAAGGAGGUGGAGAGCCUGAAGUACCAGCUGGCGUUUAAACGAGAGAAAUCCUCCAAGACAGUUACUGACCUGGUGAAGUGGAUUGAGGAGUGUGUUCCUCAAGACCCGUUCCUGAACCCGGAGCUGAUGAAGAAUAACCCGUGGGUGGAGAAGGGGAAGUGCGUGAUUCUUUAGGAAAAACAGUCAGCGUCCCUCAGUCUUCCCCGAAAAAACGAAACGCCCCAAAGCCCAGCAGGACAGAACGCACCUGCACCCUGUUCCCUUUCACCAUGAAUGUACAACAGCCCACACACACACACACACACACACACAAACACAC
Messenger RNA from Colossoma macropomum (tambaqui), 785 nucleotides. It is a transcript of the gene gng13b, whose product is annotated as guanine nucleotide binding protein (G protein), gamma 13b. Lineage: Eukaryota; Metazoa; Chordata; Actinopteri; Characiformes; Serrasalmidae. Gene Ontology annotation, biological process: sensory perception of taste; phospholipase C-activating G protein-coupled receptor signaling pathway. The coding region runs from base 437 to 640 and encodes 67 amino acids. Gene Ontology annotation, cellular component: heterotrimeric G-protein complex. Gene Ontology annotation, molecular function: G-protein beta-subunit binding. The transcript is spliced from 3 exons. The record is from RefSeq and is a predicted model, not a curated record.